This is a messenger RNA of Ramularia collo-cygni, 2088 nucleotides long. Its product is annotated as related to positive activator of transcription. Gene Ontology annotation, molecular function: sequence-specific DNA binding; DNA-binding transcription factor activity, RNA polymerase II-specific; zinc ion binding. Bases 1 to 2088 code for a protein of 695 amino acids. The transcript has 6 exons. Lineage: Eukaryota; Fungi; Ascomycota; Dothideomycetes; Mycosphaerellales; Mycosphaerellaceae. Gene Ontology annotation, biological process: positive regulation of transcription by RNA polymerase II; DNA-templated transcription. Gene Ontology annotation, cellular component: nucleus. The record is from RefSeq and is a predicted model, not a curated record.
AUGGACAGUAGUCCCGGACUUCACGCAGCAAAACGUCAAAAGCGGCGGGCUGUGGCUUGCGAUCGAUGCCACUCGCAUAAGAUAAAGUGCUCCGGGGAGCUGCCAUGCCAAGGAUGCAUAUCUGCGAGAGUAGACACCGAAUGCCGCUAUCGUCCGAGGGACAGAAACAUCACAAUCCCGGAGAGUACAUUAGAGAAGCUCGAAGCCGAGAUACGCGACCUCAAGGCUGAGACACGCGACCUCAAGGCUCAGGCGGCAUCCAGAUCGCCCAUCACAGAAGCGAGCACGUAUGAGCCGCGUUUUGCCGCCCGAGAAGAACAUUCCACUGACCAUACGACCGUCGAACCCUUCCCAAACCCGCUGCUGGAUGCUCAGCAUGGCCUCUUCUCCGAUCAGGCAUCAUCCGAACCAGUCUUCGUAGGCGAGGCCGCGUGCACUGCUUUUGGAGACCGGCUUCUCCAAUGCGUAUCGAUGGACCCUACUCAAAUUUCAUCCAAUACGAUUCCCGAUCAUGUCGUUCAUCCUGUGUUCAAUCGCUGUAUGAACGCCGCAUUCCAGCUCCCCAAUAGAGCCCAGGCUAUAUUGCUAGUCCGCAGAGUAGAUCGAUUUAUCGGAAGCAACUAUCACCUAAUGCUGAAGAAGUUAUUCUUUGAGCGAUUCGACAGAAUCUACAACUCGAAGCAGGCACCGGAUGUAGCCUGGGCCUGCCAUCUAUUCGCUUUGCUCGCUUUGGGUGAGCUGUACUCCAAUUGCAAGUCAAAUCCUGAAGAUGACAAGAUUCCUGGAAUGUCAUGGUUCAUCUUGUCGAUCCGGCUCUUGCAAGACCUGUAUGAGGAGGCCUCCCUCGAACAGGUCCAGAUCUUGAUACUAUUGUCCCACUAUGCCAAUGCUCUAGGUAGAGUCAAGACUUCGCAUGUGUAUUGUGGCAUUGCUAUGAGGCUCGCUAUUGGACUAGGUCUACAUCGGACUCAAUCUGGAGCAAGUACCAUGGAUCCGAUCCAUAGGGAACACCGGAGGAGAACAUGGUGGACACUGUAUCUUUUCGACAGACUUACUUCUUCCAAGCUGGGUUAUCCGCUAGCAAUACAAGACAGCGACAUUGACGUCGAGUUACCGUCUAUGAAUGGACUUUCUGCCAGCGAACAGGAAGAGUUCAGUGAUCCCGUGCAUCUAGUGGCACAUGUCAAGCUAGCUAGGAUAACAGGCAGUAUAUUAACUGACAUCUACUGCCCGCCAAAUCACAGCAAGAUCAGUUUUGUUUCACGCGUGCAUCGUGUUCUCAACGACUUGARGCGCUGGGACGAUGAGUUGCCCCCGAGACUUCGUUUCCACGCCGAGGAACCUCCUCGAGAUCUCUACACUCUACACAUGCACUAUCACCUGUGCAUAAUUCAAACCACGAGGCCCAUCCUUCUCCAUAUCUUUAAGACAAGGCAUCAGGCCACUAGGGAUGCUAUCGACCACACUCAGAAAUUCUCUCAGACGACUCACGCGUUAGCUGAUAGCUGCAUCCAAGCAGCUCGCACCACCAAUCAACUGCUCUCGAAGCUGUUUGUGGAAGGGAACCUUGYGGUCUUUGGCUACUUUGACGCACACUACAUCUUUUCAUCUACAUUAAUACUCAUCAUUGCCGCAGUGAUGGAGCCCACAGCCGCCAUUUCCGACGCUGUACAGAUGGCGUUCAACCUCCUCACAGCUCAGGCAGGCAGCGGAAAUGUCUCGGCGAAAGACUACUUGACUCGACUACAGAACAUUCGAUCGACCGUCGGCGCUGCUCGUAGGGAAGCCGAGAGAAGGAAGGUGACUGCAGCUACACUGCAGCGUAUGAGUUACGCUGGGCAGCAGGAACCUCCCCCUGAAACCUCUAUAAACUCAGCGGAUGAGUUUCUCGGGGAACAAAUCGACUGGAAUCUGGCCGAGACAUUGUUGAAUGGAGAGAAUAUCUCCGGCGAGGGUCCGCUUGGGAACCCAUUCAUUGAGACUUUUCUCGCCGAGAAGGCUUUCGAAUGGCCUGGAGCAUCGCCUGAACAAGACUUUCUUCGAGAUUUCGCUCGCGAGCUUGAAGACGAGUACAUAUUUGGUGCAUGA